Arachis ipaensis is the source of this 2354-nucleotide messenger RNA. The record is from RefSeq and is a predicted model, not a curated record. NCBI's taxonomy places the organism in Eukaryota, Viridiplantae, Streptophyta, Magnoliopsida, Fabales, Fabaceae.
AUAAGGCCACAAACAAAUAAGUAACAAAUCCUCCUCCCUCACUAGCGCGUGUAACAACACACCCUCUCCAAUCCAAAUUCCAAAGGGCACCAUUUUCUAAUUUUCUUGUCGUCGGUCACAACCUCUUGAGUCUUGACUCCCCUCUCAUUUUCGCCGGUGACCGAAAAACUAAUUUAAGAAAAAUAAAUAAAGUAUUCCAAAUUCCUUUGUUUUUUUAUCUCACCUUCAUCUCGCCGCGAAAUCUCACGCUAUUUUAUCGCCAAUUUCCCUCCCCUUCAAUAUCGCCUUCUUCAGCGUCUUCACUCCGAUUCCCCCUGCUAACUGAUCUGAAGAUUGAUGACAACAAGUCUGCAUCAGGCAUCAAUAGCUGAAAGCAAUUUGUAAGUACUUUGCUGGCAAAUAAUGGAAGCCCGUCCUUCUAUAUCCAUUGAAAGAUCAAGUGCGGAGGAACUCAAUGUCAUGGGGAUGUCUGGAGUACUAUCUUCAUCCUUGGCAGUCCUUCCAACACCCCUAGAAGAGACAUAUAAUAAGUUGCCUGAUUCACCUCUUGCUUUUGUAGAAGAAGGGCUGAUGAGUAGACCUUUAACUCAUUCCGGUCAUUUAAAUAACAACGGAGCAGUUGGACAUAUCUUUUCAUCUUCUCCUGGAUAUUCAACUGCUCUUCACCAUUCAUCCCUUUCACCUCAUGAAAAGCAUUCUAGAAAUGCUCACAUUAUUUCACAUUCAUCAACUAACAUGGCUACAUUGCCACCAUUUUCUUCAAAUAGUGGACCACUACCUUCCAAACCAUCAAGCCAUUUUCCUAAUGAAAACAGUGCCUCCUGGCAUACUGAUUCUGUGCCAAGCUUUCUGGAUUUUCCUGCAAAUACUUCCAUCGAUAGUGGUAGGGUAGAAAGUGGUGCCUGCACUAUCAUGACAUCUGAGGAAUAUUGUAAGCAAAAUGAUUGGCAGGAGUGGGCUGACCAGCUAAUCAGUGAUGAUGAUACUUUAACUUCUAAUUUGAAUGACCUUCUUGCUGAUAAUGUUCCAGAUCCUGAGCCAAAGGAGCCAUUCCAGGUUUCAAAACCAUCUUUGCAAUUACCAGGACAUCCAUCCGAAGGCCAUCAACAACUUCCUGCUUCAUCUGAAGAAAAUUGCGCUGGUGCUGCCCCUUCUUUCUCAGCAAAAUCUGCUCCUUCCAAGCCACGAAUGCGUUGGACUCCCGAACUUCAUGAGGCCUUCGUGGAUGCUGUCAACCAACUUGGUGGGAGUGAAAGAGCUACUCCUAAGGGUGUGCUGAAGCUCAUGAAAGUUGAAGGCUUAACUAUAUAUCAUGUCAAAAGCCACUUGCAGAAAUACAGGACAGCUAGAUAUAGACCCGACUCAUCUGAAGGAGUCUCAGAGAAAAAAACAAGUUCCAUUGAAGAGAUGUCAUCACUAGAUUUGAAAACUGGCAUUGAUAUCACUGAAGCUCUGCGACUGCAAAUGGUGGUUCAGAAGCAGUUGCAUGAACAACUUGAGAUUCAAAGAAAUCUACAGUUGCGAAUAGAAGAACAAGGAAGGUACCUCCAGAUGAUGUUUGAGAAGCAAUGUAAACCCGAGACUGAAAUGUUUAAGGCAUCAUUAUCUACUGCUGAAAAUCCAUCUGGAUCCUCUUUGGAUGCCAUGCAAGAUGUUCCAGCCAAAAGCGCAUCAAUGGUGGACAGUUACAAGCCAGGACCUGAUCAAGCUAUCGGCAGCACCACAGUUGUGGAAGGCUCAGUGGAAAUAAGAGGGAAACAUGAUUCUCCCAAAACACAACUUUCUGAGAAUCCUAAGCAGCAUGCUAAUGCUAACGACGAUGCUGCUCAAGCCUCGAAGCGUCAAAGAAAAGAUGAGUAAGCCAUCCGAGCUGCCACAUCUGCAAUGAACUUACAAUAUUGAUGCAUGGAUUAUAUUUUAGUAAGAAAUGAAAUACUAUACUGAAUGAUGGAUAGAGCUUCAUAACCUGAUGAGUUCUCUAGCCACAUGAGUUCUUGGAUAUGUAUUCUAAAACAUUAGGUAAAGUUGACUCAAUCGGUUGAAAUGCUUAGGAUCGAAUUCUGCUAUUUGCAGUCUGCCAUGGUAGGCGAUCUGUAAAUACCAUUGUUAUGUUGUUAUUGAUGCUGCUGUAGCUGAACUUGGUGAUAUCAUUGAUAUCGUAAGUUCAAUGCUCUACUAGGUCACUUAUCUCCUUUCCUUCCAUAGGACACCUCUAAUGUAAAAUAAAUUAUUGUGAUUUGAGUUGAAAUUUUGAUUAUGAUAUUCUUCAACACCAUUAUUUGGUGGUAUUCUAGUCAUGUGAGGAUGAGAUUUUCUAAUGUUGAGAUAAUGAGCAGACAUCAAAUAAUACUUCA